CGCAUCUCCUCCUGCUGCUGCUGCCGCCGCCGUUCCCAAUGAAGUGUGAUUGAGCCAAAGAGUCUACUGUAAACGGAAGCAAGUCUCUCGUGGAGGAAAGAGACAAGAAGGAAAGCAGCGCAGCCGAGCAACGUGGGUUUGCCUUGCCAGUCAACAAGUGCUCCUUUUGGAAAGGGAGGCCGUCGAAGUGGAGCACCGCCGUCCUCCUCCCCCUCCUCACUCCAAGGACGCUAAAGUGGGGACUUCCGUCCGGGUGGUUCUCGACUCCAGAGAAACUUCCACCAUUACCUCCAAAAGCGAAGACGACUUCUUAACCCUGGCCGCCUCCAGGCUGAGCCGCAAGAAAAGGGUCAUCGGGGCCGCCAUCGGGGUGGCCAUGGUGCUGGUCCUCCUGGUGGCCAUCCCUUUGCUGGUCCACAGUUCCAAGACCACCUCGCACUACGAGAUGUUGGGCAGCUGCCGCAUGGUCUGCGACCCCUACACGCCCCAAACCCAUGGGGCGGCCUCGGCGGAGGCAAGCCAGGAGUUGGCCGUCAUCUCGCCACCUCCGCACGUGUCCGGAGGGAAAGGAGACCCGGGGAGGAAGGGCAAGUUGGGGAUCCGGGGGCCACCGGGCCCUCCGGGGCCACCUGGGCCCAGAGGUCCAGCCGGGGAGCCAGGGAGGCCUGGCCCUCCAGGCCCACCUGGCCCAGGGCCUGGGGGAUAUAUCCCAUCUUUCUACAGCCCUAAGAUUGCCUUUUAUGCAGGACUGCGGAAGCCGCACGAAGGGUACGAGAUCCUGCGUUUCGAUGACGUGGUGACCAAUGUGGGGAACUACUACGAGCCGUCAAGUGGCAAGUUCACCUGCCCUCUGCCUGGCAUCUAUUUCUUCACCUACCAUGUGCUGAUGCGGGGUGGGGACGGCACCAGCAUGUGGGCAGACCUGAUGAAGAACGGGCAGGUCCGGGCCAGUGCCAUAGCUCAGGAUGCUGACCAGAACUAUGAUUACGCCAGCAACAGCGUGAUUCUACACCUGGAUGUGGGCGACGAAGUUUUCAUCAAGCUGGACGGAGGGAAGGUGCACGGGGGAAACACCAACAAGUACAGCACCUUCUCUGGCUUCAUCAUCUACCCAGACUGAGCCCCGCCGGCUCCUGUUUCCCCUCCUCCUUUUUUUUGCCUACCCAAACCCUUUCCCCACUCUGGGUCAGCUUUUAUUCCCCCUUGGCUUUACCAACUCCCUGGACCCAGAAGGUCCUUCCAGCAAGGUCCGGCCAAUAAGGACUGAAACGGAAACUUUGGGGGAGGAGGCCCUUCUCCCGUGGGU
Messenger RNA from Lacerta agilis (Sand lizard), 1306 nucleotides. RefSeq names its product complement C1q like 4 (gene C1QL4). NCBI's taxonomy places the organism in Eukaryota, Metazoa, Chordata, Lepidosauria, Squamata, Lacertidae. The transcript is spliced from 2 exons. Gene Ontology annotation, molecular function: protein binding. The record is from RefSeq and is a predicted model, not a curated record. Bases 377 to 1120 code for a protein of 247 amino acids.